Messenger RNA from Vollenhovia emeryi, 2674 nucleotides. RefSeq names its product activating signal cointegrator 1 complex subunit 2-like. Gene Ontology annotation, biological process: regulation of DNA-templated transcription. Gene Ontology annotation, molecular function: ubiquitin binding. The transcript is spliced from 14 exons. NCBI's taxonomy places the organism in Eukaryota, Metazoa, Arthropoda, Insecta, Hymenoptera, Formicidae. The record is from RefSeq and is a predicted model, not a curated record. Bases 304 to 2559 code for a protein of 751 amino acids.
CAAGCGCCUAACUUCCGGGAGGUGUACAUGCCUGGUCGGCCUGGUGUCACGUAUUCGCGGCUCGCCGUGGAUUUACGCGGGGAUUACCCGGCUUUCCGUUGUCGCGAAUCCCUCGAGGAAGACGUCUUCUCGGCGAUCCAGCGACGCCUCGCCCUCGGCCUGCCUGUCGUCUGGCCUCGUCGCGCCUGAGCACGGCUCCUCGCCACCGUUUCCGUCGCACCGGUUCCCCGCGCUCUCCCGUCGAACUGACGAUCGGCAACGAGCGAAGUUGUUCUUGCGACAGACGAUGCAACCCGUAAAGUCAUGAAGUUUUACGAGAAUCCGAAUUGCGUGCCUUUGGAGGAGCUGCAGCUGAGUAUCAAGAAUGACGGGGUGGUUCUCAUGAUAAGUGCACUGAAUAUACGGUGGGCGGAAGACAAGCGUUACUUCCUGCAUUACGAAGUGCCGGAGAUAUACAAUAAGGAUGGGUCGGAAAUCCCGGGCGCUCAGGAUCGCUGGAUGGAGGUCGUGGGUUACAUCGUCGAGGAUCUCAACUGGUUGCUGGAUCUCCCGUUUUAUCGAUUCUGGUCCAACAUUGUGUACAAUACCUCGAUUCUGGACACGCUGGUGACCUUCUUGCAAGAGGCCCCGCCUUUCUUCACUUUAGAGAAUUUCCCUGCCGAGCCGAGGAUGCUCGAGGCGUUGGAGAAUCUUCGUCGCAGCGUACUUGUUGUCUUCGCGCGUCUCUGCACGAAUAAGCAGAGCCCGACGGAGUACAUGAACCGUCCGUUUCUUGGGAAUCUGUUGUACGACAAUUAUAUAUUUACAAUACCGAUUAUAUUUGAUCUGUGUCAACUGUACGGCAGGGAUAAUCCCAAGGUGGUAGAGAAGAUUGUAGAUAGUGUAUUUAGUCUGCAACCGCUGUACAAUGAUGAUCUUCAGAAAGCUGUGCCGUGCCUUAUAAAGGCUCUCCAAAAUGUUGAACGGAGAUUUGAGGAUUGUCCAAGCUACGCGACUGAAGCAGUGGCGCUUUCAGAGAGGGGAAACUCCGUUGAGAUGACGCUGUAUAAUUUAGAGGAUUUGAUACUCUACAUUCUAGAUGUGUCGUCGACUCUUGCUACAUUAUUGAGAAGCUAUUCUCCGCUAAUUGCUACAUUUCAUGGAGAUGACUUCAUAAACAAGAUAGUUUCGUUAUAUGGGAGUACAAUACCUGAGAUGUAUAAAAAGCUGGAUAAGUUAGCAUAUAAGGAGGAAAGUAUACCAAAGUACAUGGAAUUGAAGCAUCGUCUCGAUGUAACCAGAGUGGAGAUGUUAAGUCUUUAUCGAAUUAUUACUUAUGAGCCCGUAUUAAGUAUUCAGGAAAAGAUAAACACAAUAACGGAAGGCGAGAUAAGAAAUUGCAUAGACGAAUAUUUGAAUACACUAAUGAAUGCUAUAUCUGAAAAAGAAUUCAUUAUAGAUUAUCAUCAGUUUUACCCAAUUGAUGCCGAUCUCGAACAUAUAACCAAACUUUGUCCUGAUGUUGAUACGAUAAAAUGCGAGUAUAUAUUACAUUCAUUGCAUGCAACGAUUGGAGAUGCUAAGCCGUCAGUCAGUGCGUCUCUCAAUAAUGCAAGUAUAGCCGUUGCUGGAUCUAGUGCUGUUCAAAGCAACCAACGAAAAGAACAUUCCAACAAUGUGAAUUGCGUAAAUGAUAAAACAGACUUUGCCUUGAAAGAGCCUGCGAACAUAAUGUCUCUAAUCGCGGAAGUGAAAGAGAUUCUCUGCGAUUAUGGUGAAGGUUUCAUACAGCUAUAUUUAAAGCAUUAUAAUUAUAACGUUGAAUCUGUGAUAAAUGCAGUUCUGGAGCCGACGAAUUUACCACGUGAUUUGAAAGAAUUAGAUAAGACAAUACCAUAUAUACCACCCGAUCCGAUGGAAGUAUCGGCUGCUGUGGAUCCCACUGUGAAUCUAGCCAGCAAUUUUCAAGAAUUAGAUAUUUCUUCCAACUUUGACUUUGAAAUUAUGACCGAGAAGUUUACAGACACGUCGGAGAGGAGGAGAAAGAAAAAUCAGUACAGAAAUGCAAAUGAAAUGUUUAAUGACAAGUCUGCAAUUCAAGAAGCGAGGCGUAUUUAUGAUAAGUACAACCUUGUCGCCGAUGAAUACGAUGAUGAGUAUGACGACACGUACGAUAGUCACGACAUUGGUGGUAGCACGCAGGACGGUUCCACAGAAAUAGAUGCCAGGCCUUUCACCACUCCGAGAGUUAGUGUAUUUCGUACAGCCGACAAAAAUAAUGCUAGCUCGGAGGAUGACACUGAAAAUGAAGACGAGAAACCUGUACAGAAUAGUAACCACUUCGUACAAAAUCCGGCGGAAUUACGCGCCAAAGCCGAGCAACGAAAGCAACAAUUUGUAAGAGAUGGCAGAAAUGCGCACGAUCCAAACGGCAAGUCCAAAGGUCAAAAGCAAAACAAGAACGGCACGGUAAAAAAAGAAGAUUAUAGGAAGAAGAGUGUAUACAAAUCUUCACAAGGCAAUCACAAUCGGCGUAUGGGUGCCCAGGUGAAGAGGAACCGAGGAAUGAUUCCAUCCUAGAGCAGCAGGUUUUCGUAAACGCAAAAGAUCCGACGAUGUACAUACUGCCAAGCAAUGAACAUCUUCACUUAGUUAUUUAAUCACCCCACGAAAAUAAACGUUCUUAUAAUUUCUA